GCGGUUCAAAAUAUUAAAAAUAAUGCGUAAUUUACGUAUAAAAGUGUAACAUACGUAGUGUACCUCAUGUCAUUAUUUUGGUGUUUGCGAUUUGACCGGGAAUAUUUUUUAUUUAAUUUAUUUAUUAUAGAUUGAUGUUUUUAAAACAUGGAUUCUCAAUUUAAGACAAUUCAUCCAGUAAAAUAUCUUCGAGAUCAUUUUGCGCAAGAAAUUCGUCCAGAUGGUCGAGAUUUUGUGUCAUUUCGUCCAGUUAGUAUAAAUGUUUCAUCAAUUAAACAAGCCGAUAGUUCCUGUGUUUUUAAAAUCGGAAACACUACUGUUAUUUGUGGAAUUAAAGCCGAACUUUGUACACCAAAAGCCUCAACUCCUGAUUGUGGCUUUGCGAUAGUAAACGUUAAUUUACCACCUCUUUGUUCACCUAAAUUUCGUCCUGGUCCACCGAGUGAGGAAGCUCAAUGCGCAACAAAAAUUGUUGAUGAAAUUUUAUCAAAUUCAGCAAUUUUAGAUUUAAAAGAUCUUUGUAUAUGUAAAGACAAAUUAGCAUGGGUUUUAUAUUGUGACCUCGUGUGUAUUGAUUUUGAUGGAUCCGUUAUCGACGUUUGCAUUGGAGCCCUAAUGGCUGCCCUUGAAACUUUAACAUUACCAGAAGUUACUUACGAUACAGAAACAAAAGUCAUAGUCACAAAUGCCGAGAAAAGAAUUCCUCUUCCACUGAAACCGAUAACCGUUUCAUUGACUUUCGCAUCGUUUGAUGAGCGAAUUUUAAUUGUUGAUCCUACAGAAGAUGAGGAAAAUUUAUCUCACAGUAAAAUAACAAUUGCCGUUAAUGCCAACGAUAUGUGUUUUGUUCAAAAAACAGGUGGAGCUCCAAUGGCAGACAAAUUAAUAACAAAAAGUAUAGCAAUGGCAAAAAAAAGAGCUGAAGCAAUAAGAAAAUUAAUUGAAACCGCAACCUCAUCACAUAAAGUAACUUGAUUUACAUAACAAAAAUUUUUUUUUACAUCUUUAAUAAAAAAUAAAUAAAAAUUGUAUUAUAUAUAUAUAUAUAAA
Molecule: messenger RNA, 1050 nt
Organism: Leptopilina boulardi
Lineage: Eukaryota; Metazoa; Arthropoda; Insecta; Hymenoptera; Figitidae
Product: exosome complex component RRP43-like
Exons: 7
Coding region: 148-975 (275 amino acids)
Biological process (GO): nuclear polyadenylation-dependent rRNA catabolic process; U1 snRNA 3'-end processing; U5 snRNA 3'-end processing
Cellular component (GO): nuclear exosome (RNase complex); cytoplasmic exosome (RNase complex)
Source: RefSeq, a predicted model, not a curated record